CGCGGGCUGGGGUCGGCGCGGGGAGGCCGCGGGGGGGGGGCGGCGCGGGGGGGCCUCGAGCGGGGGUCUCGCCCCCGACCCCGCCAGCGGUCCGCGGCGGUCGUUGCCUGGGAGUCAGCCGCGGGCGGAGCCGCCGGUCCUGAGUCGGGGGCCUUGGGCAGCGGCCGCAGACCUGCUCACGGUCGCCCCGGGCGGGUCCGCUGCUCGAGCGAUGGCGGCCGGCGGGCAGGUGAGCCCAGGGCGGCCACCUGCCCUGGAAGAGGUGCAAGCGGGACCCCUCGCCGGCCUUCCCUGUAGGCCCGGGAGUUUUUACUUGGUCAUGCUGCCAGGAGCCCCCCCGCCCCCAUGGCAAUGGUCACUUCCACCCACCUCCUAGAAGGAAGCAGCAGGCCAGACAUCUAAAUGCUUGUUCUUGCUGGACUCUGCUGACCUGUCCACUCUCACCCUGCAGCACAGCUGUCCUUCGGGAAUAUUACGUCGGCAUCAGGGCCAUGAUCAUAGAAGGCUAAUACCAGGGUUUCCCUUUAGGUGCCUGUGGGGGACUCCAUGACUACAGGGCCUCCAGCCAUGCUGCAGCUGGCCCUCCCCCUCCUCCACCGCCCUGGGCCUGAAGGGCAAGCUGUGGCUGGUUUUCUCCUCUGUGCCUCGCAGCGCAGGACAUCUGAUCCCUCAUCCCUGAUACUGGGUAUCACCCGCAGCCCUGGAAGGAGUCCGCUCCUGGGUUGGCUAGGCUGCCAUUGCCCUUGAGGGCUGGUCCCUGGACUAUGCCGUCCAAGCUGGCAUGCCCGGGACACUCAGAAGCAGCUCCCCAGCAGCCUGCCUCCAGUGGGCACCCACAGCCUGAAGACAGAAUGCUCAAGGGGCAGCUUCCAAAUACAGACAAAGAGCUCACCUCCCGCCCCGGGUCCCCACCCACUGACAGCUGUCAGGGCCCCGGGAAGGGCCCAGUGCUCCCUCUGACCAUUCCAGCAAAAAUCAGCAAUGAGGACUCACAGGCUAAAGCAAAACCCUUCACGCCAAAGCCACCGACAAGGCCCAGGCUGGAGCGAGCACUGUCCCUGGAUGACAAGGGCUGGAGGAGGCGGCGUUUCAGGGCCGGCCACGAGGACCUCGCUGCCCGGAAUGGGGCCAGCUCCUCCAGGGGCUCCCUGCAGGAUGAGGUCCCGGGCACCCCUGCCCACAGUUGCUCCCCACCCUGCCUGAGCACCUCCUUGCAAGAAAUCCCCAUGUCCCGCAGGGCUCCAGGCAGUGGGGGUGGGAGCCCCUCCUUGUGGGGUGCCAGUAUCUCCGGGAGGAUCAGCACCUCCCUGGACCUCCUGCACCAGGACAGAGUCUCGGCUGGGAGCAUCCCCAGGCUGGCCAGUGUUCCUCCCUCACACCUGCUGCCCGCCAUGGACCAGAACAUUGCCUCCGACUCUCUGCGGACAGCAAAUAAGGUGGACUCAGAUCACGCCGACUACAGGCUCCACCUGCAGACCAGACUGUUCCGGGCCCACAGCAGCCUGGGCCCUGGCCGGCCCCCAAGCGUCCUGGCCUGUGAUGACUGUUCCCUUCGUUCGACCAAAUCCUCCUUCAGCCUCCUGGCACCAAUCCGCGCCAAGGACGUCCGGAGCAGGAGCUAUCUGGAGGGGAGCCUCCUGGCCAGCGGAGCCCUGAUGGGGGCAGAGGAGCUGGCGCGCUACUUUCCCGACCGGAACAUGGCCCUCUUCGUGGCCACCUGGAACAUGCAGGGCCAGAAGGAGCUCCCCGCAAACCUGGACGAGCUCCUGCUGCCCGCUGAGGCUGACUAUGCCCAGGACCUGUACGUCGUCGGGGUCCAGGAGGGCUGCUCCGACAGGCGGGAGUGGGAGGUGCGCCUGCAGGAGGCCCUGGGCCCACACUACGUCAUGCUGCACUCGGCGGCCCACGGGGCGCUGCACAUGUCUGUGCUCAUCCGCAGGGACCUCAUCUGGUUCUGCUCAGAGGUGGAGAGCUCCACGGUGACCACGCGCAUCGUGUCCCAAAUCAAAACCAAGGGGGCCCUGGGCGUCAGCUUUACCUUCUUCGGCACCUCCUUCCUCUUCAUCACGUCUCACUUCACCUCUGGGGACGGGAAGGUCAGUGAGAGGCUGGUGGACUACACCAGAACCAUCCAGGGCCUCGCCCUGCCCAGGAGCGUGCCGGACACCAGCCCCUACCGCUCCAGCUCAGGGGAUGUCACCACGCGGUUCGAUGGAGUGUUCUGGUUUGGGGACUUCAACUUCCGCCUGAGUGGUGGGCGCGGGGCCGUGGAGGCCAUCCUGAGGCAGGCCCCGGGAGACACAGCUCCUGCUCUGCUGCAGCACGACCAGCUUACCCGGGAGAUGAAGAAAGGGUCUGUCUUCAAGGGCUUCCAGGAGCCGGACAUCCACUUUCCUCCAUCGUACAAGUUUGACAUCGGGAAGGACUCCUACGACUCCACCUCCAAGCAGAGGACCCCCUCCUACACGGACCGCAUCAUGUACAGAAGCCGCCACAAGGAUGACAUCUGCCCGGUCAAGUACUCCUCCUGUCCUGUGAUCAAGACAUCUGACCACCGCCCCGUGUACGGCCUGUUCCGGGUGAAAGUGAGGCCCGGGAGAGACAACAUUCCACUGGCUGCCGGCAAGUUUGACCGAGAACUGUACUUAAUAGGCAUUAAAAGGCGGAUUUCCAAAGAGAUUCAGAGACAGCAAGCACUGAAGGGCCAGCACUCCAGUGCUAUUUGUGCCAUUUCUUGAAGUUUGCCAGAGGAUUCGUCGCCUGCAACAUGGGAGGCUAUCUGACCGGAGCUCCCUGGAGAAGGCGGAAGAGGCGUGGUGGGACCUCACCCGCUCUGGGACUCCAGUGAGCCUCCGCCACCAGAGCCCAAGGGACUGUGACACUGGCCAGAGUGGCCGGGGUCCUGUGUCUUAUUUACAGCCGAUCCGAAGACACACCUCGGAGCCCUUCUCUCCAGCGGACGGAGCAGGGCCACAGUCCUCGGUCCCUUUGCAUGUUCCAUCCGGGCCCGCCAUUCCACGUGAGCCGGGCCCGGCCUCUGCGGCCCCCUCCCCUCCCCUUGCUGCGCCUCUCGGCAGCACAGCGCCCCCAACCUGGACCAAGAGUCGCCCUUCCUCAUCUGAGCACAGGGGCACUGUACCUGGGAAGCUGCUCGGGGUUGGGGGGCCUCAGGCCCCAGCUGCGCUGGGCGGGUCAGAGGCUGAGGCCUCUGAGGUCGGGGCUGUUCCCGGGGGCCUGGGCUCCAGCAUGGAAUCCCCUCCCUCUCUUUUGCUGGUUUUGGUGACUGGAGACUAUUGUAGUCACCCCAGCCAAGGUGACAUGAGCAGUGCACUCCAGGGUGAAGCUGUUGGGAGCUUGGCAUCUCUCCACCCUGCCAGCCUAGGCUGGCACCAGCACAUUCUGAUUUGUUUCUUCUUAAAGGGUUUAGAGUCAGUUAUCACUGUCUUAUCCAGUCUCACAAAAACAAAAUACGCCUUGAAUGCGGGAAAACCGAGGGGCAUUCAAUGUAGUCUUUUAAAUUAUUUUUCCCUAUUUGUAUUUUUAAAUAAAUGUGCAUGUUGAGUCUUGAACUCUUCCAGGCCAGAUUGAGCCCUAGAGAGCGGCAGUGUGUGCACACGCCCAGUUCCUAAAGCACCCUGCGCGGGGUCAGGCCCAAAGGUCCCAACAACCGGUCCCCGCUCACCUCUGCUGCACGGGCUGCUCUGCCCCCGCGUGAGCUGGGAAGGGGUUUUUAGGGAGGAGGGAAUACUUUAGACUCACUGACUCAAGACGAAAGGAACAGUUAAUUCCAACAAAUAGCAUAUAAACUAUUAGCAUCAGCUUCCAAAAUAUGAACAUAAAUUUCAAAGCAAUACCCAAACCUAACUCAAAUGGGAGAGAUCCCACUGAGGAUAUGGCCAGUCCAUCUAAUUCCAAGAAACUUUUCAGAUGAUGUGCAGGCAUACAAUUUUGCUCAAAUGAAUGUGUUUCAGUCAGUUAACUGAAAGUUUGUUGAAAGAUUUUUGUGGCAAUAGAGCUUGCAAAUGAG
Molecule: messenger RNA, 4027 nt
Organism: Manis pentadactyla (Chinese pangolin)
Lineage: Eukaryota; Metazoa; Chordata; Mammalia; Pholidota; Manidae
Gene: INPP5E
Product: inositol polyphosphate-5-phosphatase E
Exons: 10
Coding region: 765-2738 (657 amino acids)
Biological process (GO): phosphatidylinositol dephosphorylation
Molecular function (GO): inositol-polyphosphate 5-phosphatase activity
Source: RefSeq, a predicted model, not a curated record